UAGUUUUAGUUUUAGUUAUAGUUAUUGAUUUUUAUUUUGGGUAUUUUUGUAUUCCGAAUCUCUACUAUUAAUCAUUCACUUGAUCCCAUGUGAAAAAGGUAGAAUUAAUGUUCAUACUUCUCCAGCUAUUGAUCUUGGUCGAUAACUCUGAGAAGACUAUAUCUAGACCACCUUUUUCCAUUGAAUUGGUUAGAAGUAAUUGUCUGAAGUCUUUAACUGCAUAUAAGUAAACGCCAUGGAAUCUUCGCUGCUUUUCAACCAGCUCCGGGCGGCUGAGCCCUUUUUUCUAUUGGCUGGUCCAAACGUGAUUGAAUCAGAGGAGCAUAUAUUUAGGAUGGCCAAGCACAUCAAGAAUAUAUCAUCGAAGUUUGGUUUGCCACUGGUUUUCAAGUCCAGCUUUGAUAAAGCUAACCGUACAUCUGCAAAAUCCUUUCGUGGUCCAGGCAUGGUUGAAGGCUUGAAGAUACUUGAGAAGGUUAAACUAGCAUAUGAUAUACCCAUAGUGACUGAUGUGCAUGAAUCCAUACAGUGUGAAGCAGUUGGCAAAGUUGCGGAUAUUAUUCAGAUUCCUGCGUUUCUGUGUCGACAGACUGAUCUUCUAGUUGCAGCAGCCAAGACUGGGAGAAUUAUAAAUAUUAAGAAAGGCCAGUUUUGUGCUCCUUCUGUAAUGACAAAUUCUGCUGAAAAGAUCAGAAUGGCUGGAAAUUCAAAUGUGAUGGUUUGUGAGAGGGGAACUAUGUUUGGUUAUAAUGAUUUAAUUGUUGAUCCUCGGAACCUUGAGUGGAUGAGAGAGGCAAAUUGCCCUGUUGUUGCCGACAUUACGCAUUCAUUGCAACAACCUGCCGGGAGACAGUUGGGUGAUGGAGGUGUCGCUAGUGGUGGCCUACGUGAACUAAUACCAUGUAUAGCGAGGACAGCAGUGGCUGUUGGAGUAGAUGGGAUAUUCAUGGAGGUACACGACGACCCUCUGAACGCUCCAGUUGAUGGUCCAACACAGUGGCCUUUGCGCAAUUUGGAGGCAUUGCUGGAAGAGCUUGUGGCAAUUGCACGGGUGAGCAAGGGUAAACAGCGUUUUAAUAUCGACUUGACGCCGUUUCGUGAUUAAAGGCACAACGGACCACGAAAGUUCGAGGUAUGAGAGGCUAUGAUUUCAGUACUCCAUUUUUUAAACUGAUUGUUCACAUUGUCCCUACCAAAUUAGUUUGGUUUUGUGUAGAUACUUCUGAUGUAUCGUCUAAGGAAUAUGUUGAGUUUGUUUUUCUUUUACACCAGUCAUGAAUCAUGAAUCAUGAA
Cucumis melo (muskmelon) is the source of this 1293-nucleotide messenger RNA. Its product is annotated as 2-dehydro-3-deoxyphosphooctonate aldolase. The record is from RefSeq and is a predicted model, not a curated record. The transcript has 14 exons. Gene Ontology annotation, biological process: monosaccharide biosynthetic process. Gene Ontology annotation, cellular component: cytoplasm; cytosol. NCBI's taxonomy places the organism in Eukaryota, Viridiplantae, Streptophyta, Magnoliopsida, Cucurbitales, Cucurbitaceae. Gene Ontology annotation, molecular function: 3-deoxy-8-phosphooctulonate synthase activity. Bases 236 to 1105 code for a protein of 289 amino acids.